Molecule: messenger RNA, 1016 nt
Organism: Passer domesticus (house sparrow)
Lineage: Eukaryota; Metazoa; Chordata; Aves; Passeriformes; Passeridae
Gene: MRPL46
Product: mitochondrial ribosomal protein L46
Exons: 4
Coding region: 1-831 (276 amino acids)
Cellular component (GO): mitochondrial large ribosomal subunit
Molecular function (GO): structural constituent of ribosome
Source: RefSeq, a predicted model, not a curated record
AUGGCGGGGCAUUGUGGGGCGCGCGCCAUGGCGGCGGCGCCGCGGCCGCGGGCGGCGGGCAGCGCUCGCUGGGCUUGCGGCGCUCGCUGGGCUUGCAGCGCUGCCCCGCGGCGCCCCUGGAAGCUUUUCGGGGCCAUGUGCCUGUUGAGGCUUCCCCGAAUCACGCAGCCUCUGGAAAAGGAGGAGGAAGAAGUGGCGGCGCUCAUGGAGCAGAUAGAGCUGGAGAAGAGCCUGUAUUCAGAUCAUGAAAUGCGUAAGCUGGAGGAGGAGGAGCAGCUCAAGAGGAAGAUGGAAAGCUCGUAUGAUGAGGAUGAGGCUCGUGGCAAGACGGUCAUCAUGGCUCAAGACCUGGAGGAGAAGUGGGAGCAGAAGUUUCUGCAGUUCAAAGCUGCCCCGCGGAUAACAGAUGCUGACAAACGCAACGAUCGAACGUCGUUGAACAGGAAGCUGGACAGCAACCUGAUGCUUCUGGUGAAACAGAAAAUUGGUAACCAGGAGCUGUGGCUCCUGCCUCAAGUGGAGUGGCAGCCUGGAGAGACGCUGCGGAGCACGGCUGAGCGAGCCAUGGCUACGUUUUUGGGAGAUCAGAUUCAAGCCAAAGUCCUGGGGAAUGCACCGUAUGGGAUUUACAAGUAUAAAUUCCCCAGGGCCAUCAGAACUGAGAAUAACGUGGGAGCCAAAGUCUUCUUCUACAAAGCCUUCCUCCAAAGCAGCGAUUUGUCCCAGGCAAAGCCGAAGGCAGAUUACCUGUGGGUCACAAAGAAGGAGCUGGGAGAUUACCUGAAGUCGGAAUAUCUGAAAAAAGUCAAUAGAUUCCUCCUGGACUUGUGAGCAAUGGCCUGUGCUCCAGCAGAUGGGGAAGGUGUGGGAUGUGGCUCCAGGGAGGAGCACGGCUGCUGCUUUGCAUGGUCUGGGUGUAUGAGAUGUUCACUUGGGCUCUGGAGGAUAAUUUGCCUUAUUUCCCAGUUCUCUUCACUGGCCCUGUACUGAAUAAAUAUUAAAAUCUAUACUUGGAA